Syzygium oleosum is the source of this 788-nucleotide messenger RNA. RefSeq names its product cardiolipin synthase (CMP-forming), mitochondrial-like. The coding region runs from base 179 to 403 and encodes 74 amino acids. The transcript has 4 exons. Gene Ontology annotation, cellular component: membrane; mitochondrion. NCBI's taxonomy places the organism in Eukaryota, Viridiplantae, Streptophyta, Magnoliopsida, Myrtales, Myrtaceae. Gene Ontology annotation, biological process: cardiolipin biosynthetic process. Gene Ontology annotation, molecular function: cardiolipin synthase activity. The record is from RefSeq and is a predicted model, not a curated record.
AAAGUUCUUAGUGAAGAAUGUCAAGGUUUGAAAGGAGGGUCUAAAAUAUCAUUUCUGGCAAAGUUAUGCGUGGUUUACCGUUCUUGUUACUUCCUCAAUGCGCUGUUUCAAAUGUGUUUAAUUCUCUCACUUUUGGUGUUCCAUGGAAAAACCCCUUAUGCAGGACGAUCGUGAAUGAAUGCAUACUACCGCAUUUGUGGGGUUGGCUAUCUCUGGAGCAACUGAUUGGCUAGACGGGUACGUGGCUAGGAAGAUGAAUAUAAAUUCAGUUGUGGGCUCCUAUCUUGACCCCCUUGCUGACAAGGUUCUAAUUGGUUGUGUUGCUCUGGCUAUGGUCAUUAAUGAUCUUCUGCCAAGUUGUGGCAUGGAGUGUAGUGGCUUCAUGAGAGGUAAUUUAAUGUGAAUGGUGUCACUGAACAGUACACCUUUCUUGCCUUUUUCUUCAUGGCAACUUUCUCUCCUCUCUUCUUGAACUUUUUCUUUCUCUAUUGAUGAUGAACUUGUUUCGGCAAUCCAUAUGUCUAGGACUGGCAAGUUGAUUAGUUUUUAUAUACCAACUAGGAUACUCCUUUCUACAUUAGGUAGAGUCAGCAGAUUCAUAAUAAAAAGUGCAAAGCUUGUAUCCAUAUAUACUUCGUAAAAGAGAGAUCUAUUCAUGUGCAACCAAACACGGCCCAUGGCAUGCUAAUAUCAUGUCAUCGACCCAAUCUUAGAUCUUAUUGACUAUGCUUAUGAAAUGUCCGUUGAUUUGCUCAGAUAGAAUAUAUUUUGGCUUAAGAUUUAAUUGA